AUGACCAUUGGGAACUGCACCGUGUUUAGUUACUUUAUUUUCUUAGGGCUUUCUGGCAGACAGGAUGUGCAGCAGGGUCUCUCUUUAGUAUUCCUCUUGGUUUAUGGUGUAACUGUGGUUGCCAACCUCGGGAUGGUCCUGCUGAUCCAGAUGGACCCCAGACUUCACACACCCAUGUAUUAUUUCCUGAGCAAUCUGUCUUUCUGUGACGUCUGCUACUCUUCCACUGUCUCUCCCAAGAUGCUGGCUGAUUUCUUAACUAAACAAAAGAGGAUUCCCUAUAAUGCAUGUGCUAUUCAGAUGUAUUUUUUCGGGGCCUUUGCAGAUGUGGAAUGUCUCAUGUUGGCUGUCAUGGCCUAUGACCGUUAUGUUGCCAUUUGCAACCCACUGCUUUACACAAUCACCAUGUCUAGGAGGUUGUGUACCCGGCUGGUGGUCGCUGCCUACUUUGUCGGGCUGGUGGAUUCUGCAAUCCAUACCUGUUGCACAUUUAGAUUGUCAUUUUGUAGUUCCAACAUCAUCAACCACUUUUUCUGUGACAUCCCGCCCUUGCUGGCCCUGUCUUCCUCUGACACGUCUGUGAACGAGAUAGUAAUGUUCACUUUUAUCGGCUGCGUCGUGGGCUUCAGCGUCGUCACUGUGCUUCUCUCCUAUGGCUACAUCGUAGCUGCCAUCCUCAGAAUAAACUCCGCAGAGGGACGAUGCAGAGCCUUCUCCACCUGCGCCUCCCACUUGACCGCCGUGGCUGUGUUUCACGGCACGCUCCUGUUCAUGUACUUCCGACCCAGCUCCAGUUACUCCAUGGACACAGAUAAGAUGGCCUCCGUUUUCUACACAGUUGUCAUACCCAUGUUAAAUCCACUCAUCUACAGCUUGAGGAAUAAGGAUGUGAAAGGUGCUCUGAAAAAAGCAAUAAACACUAAGUUAUGUUCUGGAUGA
Messenger RNA from Otolemur garnettii (small-eared galago), 939 nucleotides. RefSeq names its product olfactory receptor-like protein OLF2. The record is from RefSeq and is a predicted model, not a curated record. Gene Ontology annotation, cellular component: membrane. Gene Ontology annotation, biological process: G protein-coupled receptor signaling pathway; sensory perception of smell. Gene Ontology annotation, molecular function: odorant binding; olfactory receptor activity; G protein-coupled receptor activity. NCBI's taxonomy places the organism in Eukaryota, Metazoa, Chordata, Mammalia, Primates, Galagidae. The coding region runs from base 1 to 939 and encodes 312 amino acids. The transcript has a single exon.